Molecule: messenger RNA, 1035 nt
Organism: Grammomys surdaster
Lineage: Eukaryota; Metazoa; Chordata; Mammalia; Rodentia; Muridae
Gene: Lin7a
Product: lin-7 homolog A, crumbs cell polarity complex component
Exons: 6
Coding region: 1-702 (233 amino acids)
Biological process (GO): neurotransmitter secretion; protein localization to basolateral plasma membrane; maintenance of epithelial cell apical/basal polarity
Cellular component (GO): basolateral plasma membrane; cell-cell junction; synapse
Molecular function (GO): L27 domain binding
Source: RefSeq, a predicted model, not a curated record
AUGCUGAAGCCGAGCGUCACUUCGGCUCCCACGGCAGACAUGGCGACAUUGACAGUGGUCCAGCCGCUUACUCUGGACAGAGAUGUUGCAAGAGCAAUCGAACUACUGGAAAAGCUACAAGAAUCUGGAGAAGUACCAGUGCACAAGCUCCAGUCUCUCAAAAAGGUGCUUCAGAGUGAGUUUUGUACAGCAAUCCGAGAGGUGUAUCAAUACAUGCAUGAAACGAUUACUGUUAACGGCUGCCCUGAAUUCCGUGCAAGGGCCACAGCAAAGGCAACAGUCGCAGCUUUUGCAGCCAGCGAAGGCCACUCCCACCCUCGGGUAGUCGAAUUGCCAAAGACUGAAGAAGGCCUGGGUUUUAACGUGAUGGGAGGGAAGGAACAGAAUUCCCCAAUUUACAUCUCCCGAAUCAUCCCUGGAGGGGUGGCGGAAAGACACGGAGGCCUCAAAAGAGGAGACCAGCUGCUAUCAGUGAACGGAGUGAGUGUGGAAGGGGAGCACCAUGAGAAAGCUGUGGAACUUCUCAAGGCCGCUAAGGACAGUGUGAAGCUGGUGGUCAGAUACACCCCAAAAGUCCUGGAGGAGAUGGAGGCUCGUUUUGAAAAGCUGCGGACAGCUCGACGUCGGCAGCAGCAGCAGUUGCUCAUUCAGCAGCAACAGCAACAGCAGCAACAACAACCGCAACAAAACCACAUGUCAUAGGCCCUUGAAGCAAAAGCUAGCAGGUCAAUCAUCCAACAGUCACAAAUUUGGACCCCUGUGCUCCGGAAUCCCAGCACAUAGAAAAAGGGAAAAAGAACACCAGUAAUUACACCUGUCACAAAAGCUGUGAACACAUGGUGUAUUCAUUCUUUACCAAGGCAAUUCAACAUCUUCCUCCUCUGGGCACCAGCCCCCCGUUCAUUGCUUUUUUUUACCUACUCAGACCUUCCAUUCACGGCAGGUGGAAACUCGCAGUGUGUUGAGGGAGAGACGUAUUCCAGUCUGCAGACUGAAACAGUGUAAGAAUAAAGUCUGUGACUUUUGAACAAAUCA